Molecule: messenger RNA, 1264 nt
Organism: Nicotiana tabacum (common tobacco)
Lineage: Eukaryota; Viridiplantae; Streptophyta; Magnoliopsida; Solanales; Solanaceae
Source: RefSeq, a predicted model, not a curated record
UAAGAAUCUUACAAAUACUUUUUUGAGCACUUUCUUCUCUAGUCUUUCUUUCCCUAAGUCCACCCCCCUCUCUGCUUCUCUAAGAUAUAUUAUAUAUUUAUGACUGCAACUUCCAUUUGGCAUCAUUGACUUUGAGGUUGGUUAGAGAAGUUUGCCAAUUUGGCUGAAAUGGAUCCGAGGUUUAAUGGAAACCCGAGUUCUUUGAAUGAUUUUCGACUAGGGAACCAAUCAUUACCUAUUUCUUCAGAUGGGAGUAUGAUUAAUGGACCAAGAUUUGAACUUAUUUAUCCAGAUCAGAAGCUACACAAUGGUCCUAGACUUGAAAAUAGCUUUGUCCAACACAAUUUUGGUGGUGUUGGAUGUAUAAACGGUGACCGUUUACCUAGUAAUCUAGAAUCAAGAUCUGACCUUGGCGGCGUUGAGGAGGACUUCAAUGAAGAUAUUGAUUUCUCGGAUGUAGUUUUGAGUUAUAUAAAUCAGAUGCUUAUGGAAGAAGAAAUGGAGGACAAGACAGACAUGCUUCAGGAAUCGUUGGAACUUCAAGCAAAAGAAAAGACAUUCUAUGAGGCCCUUGGCAAGAAGUAUCCACCUUCGCCAGAGCAAAAUGCGUUUACUAAUCAGUACAAUGAGAGUCCUGAUGAUUACUUCUCGGGAAGUAUAUACAAUUCCACAAGUAAUACUAGUGAAAAUAGUGGUAACUUAGUUGAUUCAAGAGCGGUUAACAUUUCCACGGACUACAAUUCCGCUUAUGUCGAAGGCCUUUCAUUUCGUAAUACUUCAGUAUGCUCAUCAAAUAGUGGGAAUACUAUUGUAGAUGGGUUCUUAGACUCUCCUGUUAGUUCUUUUCAUAUUCCUGAUAUAUAUAAUGAGAGCCAAUCUAUUUGGAGCUUUAGGAAAGGAGUUGAAGAAGCAAGUAAAUUCCUCCCAACUAAUAAUAAGUUGUUGAACAAUGACUUGCCGUCUCUGGAGUCUAAAGGGGAAGCUGGUUAUGUGGAGAAAAAGGAUGAGGGAGAGACUUCACCAACUGAGGCGAGAGGGAGGAAAAAUCCUCAAAGGGAUGAUAAUUAUACUGAAGAAGAAAGAAGUAGCAAACAGGCAGCAAUAUUUACAGAAUCAACUCUUCGGUCUGAGGAGUUUGAUAUCGUCUUGCUGCAUAGCAUGGGAAAGGGAGAGGAAGCACUGGAAGCUUAUCGACAGAACCUGCGGAACGCUAAAAGCAAAACCACAGUGCAGAUACCAAAAGGAUCAAAAGGAGGAAAGGGCC